Molecule: messenger RNA, 543 nt
Organism: Impatiens glandulifera
Lineage: Eukaryota; Viridiplantae; Streptophyta; Magnoliopsida; Ericales; Balsaminaceae
Product: CBL-interacting serine/threonine-protein kinase 21-like
Exons: 8
Coding region: 1-543 (180 amino acids)
Biological process (GO): signal transduction; protein phosphorylation
Molecular function (GO): protein kinase activity; ATP binding
Source: RefSeq, a predicted model, not a curated record
AUGGAGUCAGGAAACCUUCUAUCAACUGCAUGUGGCUCUCCAUGCUAUGUAGUACUAGAGUUUCUUACAAGAAAAUGUUACGAGGGAGCCGCUGUAGAUGUAUGGUCAUGUGGGAUAAUUCUUUUUGAAAUGCUUGAUGGUUAUCUCCCUUUUGAUGAAUCCACCCUGAUGAACUUGUAUAAGAAGGAAAGAAAAGAGACAGAGAAGGAGAAACCACAUAAUACCUCCUUUAUGAAUGCUUUCCAACUAAUAGCAUUAUCACAUGACCUUGAGUUGUCUGGACUUUUUGAACAGUAUAACGGAAAACAGAAGAUAACAGUUGGAUCUAAACAUACAAAGACUGAAACGCAGAAAAUUGAGCUUGUUGUUGAGGGUGUUACAUCUUUAAGAUAUCCGUCUGGUUGUGCGAAGAUAGUAUCAAUUAAUGGAAAUGGAUUUGGUUGGUUUGGUUCCUUAAUAAUCAUGUAUUGUUUAUCGAUCCUACUUUCUCAGGAUUCACGCUCUAACAAAUACUUGUCUAUAAUUCACCCUUCUAGAAACUAA